Molecule: messenger RNA, 861 nt
Organism: Mesorhabditis belari
Lineage: Eukaryota; Metazoa; Nematoda; Chromadorea; Rhabditida; Rhabditidae
Source: the annotation of a GenBank genome assembly
AUGGGGAAAAAAUUCUACAAUUCGGAGAGUCUAUUUCAAUUCGAGAAUCCAUUCACAAACAUAAAUGUUACAUCUGAAAACAAGCAAUUAUCCUUCUCGGAGCGAAAUUCCACCGUGAAACCUAUCCAAAUCCUCUAUUACACUCAGCUUUUUAUGAAUCGAGCACAGCCGACAUGGGUGUCGAAUGAAAGAUGUACAAAUGUGGAACCACAAAGCUGUCUCAUUCACAGUAAUCGCGAAUUCUUCAACGAGAGUGAUGCGGUCGUUUUCGAGCCACGUUUCGCGAAUAUGAGAUUAUCAACAAUCCCCCGGCGAGAGGAUCAAAUUUUCAUCUUUUCCGUAAACGAAUCCCCUCAGCGUUUUCGAAGGCCAGACAAAAGUGGUCGUUUCUUCGAAGCAAUUGGAAUCAACGAGAGUUUUCUGGAACGUCCUCGAACGCAUUUCAUCAGUGCAAUGAUCGGGAAUUGUCAGAGUACGCCAAGUGGACGGACGAAGCUCGUCAAAGCAUUUGAAAGGCAAAACUAUUUGAGUCUUUUUGGCGGAUGUUCAGCGGUGAAAGAGCGGAAAAAUGCGUGCGCGAAGAGAGAUGAGCGCUGCGUGCAAGAACUUUUCGAAGACUCCUAUUUCUAUUUGGCUUUGGAGAACUCGGUUUGUAUGGAUUAUGUGACGGAGAAAUAUUGGAAUCGCACAACAUAUCAUUCGAUACCGAUUUUAUGGAGUAGAGAGGCGGCAAAGAAUCAUGGAAUUCCCGAGAAAUCGGUGAUUUACGUGGACGAUUUUGAAACGAUCGACACUCUUCUGGACCACUUGAAAUAUUUACGGGACAAUGCGAAAGCCUACGCCGAAUAUUUUCAGUGGAGG